Molecule: messenger RNA, 2672 nt
Organism: Phlebotomus argentipes
Lineage: Eukaryota; Metazoa; Arthropoda; Insecta; Diptera; Psychodidae
Gene: Tes
Exons: 2
Coding region: 154-2505 (783 amino acids)
Molecular function (GO): zinc ion binding
Source: RefSeq, a predicted model, not a curated record
CCCUAGAGUUCAAAGAAACGCUCCAUCGAUGAUUCACGAACAGUCAUGGUUUAUUUGGAAUUUUUGUGAUAAGACUCAUCGAGAGCGACAUUUUGCAACAGUGAACAAAGAUCUGUGAUUUCCUCCCAUUUUCUGCCAAUCGUUACUUUGAAAAUGUCGGAUUCUUGUGUUGAGACAUCUUCCACGCCAGAAUGGGUUGUGAAGCUGGAGAAGAAACGCGAGGAGGUGUUCAAGGGAAGGCGUUUGGGUCACGAAAGCGGUGCUGGAGCUCCAUGCAAUGUUUGUGGAUCAGCUUGUCCGGGGUUGGAUUUGCACUUCUGGCGCAAGGUUUGCCGAAAUUGUCGCUGCCGGAAGGAUCAGCACGAGUGCACAGAUGAUGAUCUGUCUGGAUGGGCGCAGUUUGAAAUCCUGGGACAGCAGAGAUCACAGCCGGCGUACAUUCGGAUAGAGAAGAUCGACGAGAAGCCUGUGAAAGUGGAGUGGGUGCCUCCGGACGUGGCGCCAGACAUCGCCACGGACUACAUGAACGAUCUGGGAUCGCAGAAUGUGCCAGUGGAGGGUAGCGAGGCGGCCCUGAAGCGACGCCAGCAGCUCGAGUAUCAGGUUCCACCGCACGACCUGGAUCCCACCUUGUGCCAUAAUCUAACAGAGAACGAGACGGCGCAGAUGCAGCAAUAUGUGGAGAAAAUCAAGGAGAGCUGCGUGGGACAGGGGAAUGUGGUUCGCGUGGCGGGUGGGGACCCUCCCCAGCUUGGCUACAUUGAGCAGGUUUUCCCCACACCGCCCAUCAAUGAGGCGAUUGUGAAGGAUCGCAUGCUGACGUACGUACUGAAAUCCGACGCGAUUAAGGGUGUGCUGCAGACACCGGCCACAGUGCUCACGAAGGGGGCGAAGAUUGUGUCUGAGUGUCGCCCCAUGACGCCCGAUUUCAUGGAGAGUCCCCUGCUGAGCGACAAGAACCGCUACAAGCUGAAGCAGAUGAAGCUCAACUCGCAGGCACUCCAGAGUGGAGUCCUCAAUGGGGCAACGUAUGACAAUCUGUUCAAAGAGCUCCAGGAGCGCAACAUCGACUGCAGUGAAGACAAUCUUCUGGGACCGCUGGAGAAAUUCCGCCAUGAGUAUCGCCAGAAUGAUCGCUUCAAGACGGAUGUGGAUAAUUUCGUGAACAGCUUGGGCAAUGAGUUCCUGGACUCUUACCAAUUGGAUGACGACACAGUUAAGCUCACCGACGAGACUGGCGAGGAAUUAGCUACGAAAGUGUCUCAAGAUGACUUUAAUUCUCCAGUGCCAAUUCGACCGUUCGCUCAGAUGAGGCUGGGCGCGCAAGCUCAGCAAGAGACGCCCGUGAGGCGUCUGAAGUUUGCUAAGGAGUCUAAAUACACAGACACUCCCAUCUACGCUCUGGCCAGCUACGAUAAAGUUCUGCCUGCGAUCAUGCAACAUCCCCUCGUGGAGCGUGUAAUGGCAGCUUCACCUUCGAUCACCACGGGAAUAGAUUUGAUCGCCAAUACUGCUCCGAUAUUUCCGGACUUCGUGCCAGGCCAAUUGAGCCCAGCUUUGGAGCAAAAACUCACGAAUCUUGGCCUGGAUUCGGCUACAGUACGAAGUGGUGUUGUCAAUGGGCCACAAUACGACGAACUGUUUAGAAAUCUACGACAAAAAAAGGUGCGCUUCGGCGAGGACACCAUCCUAGGGCCCAUGGAAGCCUUCAGAGAUGAAUAUCUCGACAAUGACACAUUCCGAAAUGACAUGAACAACUUCACUCUGGCCACAGCUAGUCAAAUGAUGGACAAUCCAAACUCGAAUCCAUUUUUAUUAGGUAUCAUUCCAUCUCAGAGCAGCGACUCUGGCUUCGGAUCUGUUCCACCCACGCCCAAUUUCGGCACCCACCCGAUUCAGGAGUCCGCCGAGGAGCCAAUCGCCGUGCUCAAGUGUAAGCAGUGCUUCCUGGACAUCUGUGCUGGUGAUGUGGCUGUGAAGGCCGAGCGCGCGGGAAAGUCAGUGGCGUGGCAUCCCAAGUGUUUUGUCUGUCACAAAUGCCAGGAGCUCCUGGCAGAUCUGGUGUACUUCUUCCACGGUGGCAAUGUCUACUGUGCUCGCGAUCUGGCCAUCAUUCUCAACAUUCCGCGCUGCUCCGCCUGUGAUGAGCUCAUCUUCAUGAAGGAAUACACCGUGGCCGAGGGCUCAACCUUCCACAUCAAGCACUUCUGCUGCUUUCAGUGCGAUCAGCCACUGGCGGGCCACAAGUACGUGCCCGAUGACACCACGGGAAUGCCUCUCUGUCUCAAGUGUUUCGAUGAGUUCCACGCCGAGAAGUGCUCAAAGUGCCAUAAGCCCAUUGGACCCGCCGAACAAGGGGUGUCGUGGGGCAAAAUCCACUGGCACGGCACCUGCUUCGCCUGUGCCGGAGUCUCCUGCGGGAAGUCCCUAAUUGGGCAGCGUUUCUGUGUGAAAAAUGACAUUCCCUUUUGCAGUCCGGCGUGCGUUAAGAGUAUUAUCUUCUGAAUAGUAUUUGAGAAUCAUCAGACGGAAUCAUUCCUAUAUUUUGUGGCAUUUAGUAUAAUAGAUAUUUUAAGUUGAGUCUACAAGCAUGAGAAGUUCGAACAAAACAGAUCAGACAGAAAUGUAUCUUGCAAAAUAUAUUUUAAAAUAAAAUCAAAUAUAGAUAAAAA